AUGCGUGAAGGAUACGUAGCAAUUCAGGACCUGGACGCUGCCCUGCAGCAAAACCUGGUGGAGGAGGAGGCGGCGCCGGCGGGCGACGGCGCACACGUCGUGGAGGAAUAUGUCGACACGCAAACGAGGAUGGUGGCGUACCGGCUGCCCGCGGCGGGGCACUGCUACCUGGAGCGGCUGAAGGAGCUGAAGGCGCUCAACGCCACGGGGGGCGUCCCGGCCACGCGCACGCUCUACGCCUCCCACGUGCAGCUCAGCAAGCGAGAGGUAGGCGCUCCCCAG
Molecule: messenger RNA, 282 nt
Organism: Gryllus bimaculatus (two-spotted cricket)
Lineage: Eukaryota; Metazoa; Arthropoda; Insecta; Orthoptera; Gryllidae
Source: the annotation of a GenBank genome assembly